This is a messenger RNA of Coccinella septempunctata (seven-spotted ladybird), 1118 nucleotides long. Its product is annotated as thymidylate synthase-like. Bases 285 to 1040 code for a protein of 251 amino acids. The record is from RefSeq and is a predicted model, not a curated record. Gene Ontology annotation, molecular function: thymidylate synthase activity. NCBI's taxonomy places the organism in Eukaryota, Metazoa, Arthropoda, Insecta, Coleoptera, Coccinellidae. Gene Ontology annotation, biological process: dTMP biosynthetic process. Gene Ontology annotation, cellular component: cytosol; mitochondrion. The transcript is spliced from 3 exons.
GCUGCUGGCGCGAAAAUAUGAUUCUACUUUUCUAUUGUUUGAGUUUUUAACCCCAUUUUUAUUUUUCACAUUUUUUCGUUUUAGUUUUGAAAAUUGAAUUAAAAAUGCAAACUCAAGAGUGAGUACCUAUAAAUAAUACAAGUGAUGAAGGGAGGAGCAAACUCAACGGAAUUCUUGACCAUGAAGAAAAUCAGUAUCUUGGUCAUAUUCAAAAUAUUCUUAAUAAGGGAGUUGAAAGGGGAGAUAGAACAGGUGUUGGUACCCUUUCAAUAUUUGGGGCUCAGAUGAGAUAUUCACUCAGAGAAAGCUUUCCACUGCUCACAACUAAAAGAGUGUUUUGGAGAGGUGUUGUUGAGGAACUAUUGUGGUUCAUAAGAGGAAGUACAAAUGCACUGGAAUUGAGGGCAAAAAAUGUUAAUAUUUGGGAUGGAAAUAGUACAAGAGAAUACUUGGAUUCUGUUGGCCUCACCGAUAGAAUCGAAGGGGAUUUAGGACCUGUUUAUGGAUUUCAGUGGAGGCACUAUGGGGCAGAAUAUAAAGACAUGUUUACAGAUUAUACUGGGCAAGGUAUUGACCAAUUAGAGAAUGUAAUAGAAACUCUGAAGAGUAAUCCCAAUGAUCGUAGAAUAAUAAUGUGCUCUUGGAAUCCAAUUGAUCUUCCUAAAAUGGCCUUACCACCAUGUCAUUGCCUUGUACAGUUUUAUGUCGCCAACAAUGAGCUAUCUUGUAUGCUUUAUCAACGAUCUGCUGAUAUGGGUCUGGGGGUUCCUUUCAACAUAGCUAGUUACGCACUUCUUACAAAUAUGAUUGCUCACAUAACAGGUUUGAAACCAGGUGAAUUUAUCCAUACAUUAGGAGAUAGCCAUGUUUACCUGAACCAUGUAGAAGCACUUAAAGUACAAUUGCAGAGAAAGCCCAGACCUUUCCCAAUAUUGAAAAUUAAACGAAAGAUUGAUAAACUUGAGGAUUUCACCUUUGAAGAUUUCGAAUUGAUAGAUUAUAAACCACACCCGAAAAUAGAAAUGGCAAUGGCUGUUUGAAAGUAAAGCAAUACUCUAUUUAGAUAAAAAUGUAACUCAUUUUUAUUGACCAGUUUCUAAUACAUUUCUUAUAUUCUU